AUGGUGGUGGCCGAAGGCCAAAAGUACGCCAAAAUUCUUGGAGUUAAGAAAUUCAAGGGAAGCAACAAAUGGCUUAACACAUUUUUAAAAAAAUAUAAAAUAUCUUUUCGCAUAUCUAAGACGUUGGUUCCGAGUGUUGCUGAGCAGUACUUCUCUGUAGUAAAUCUGAUCGCACAAUACAGCGCAAGAGAUGUUUUCGCCGCCUCGGAAACGGGGCUAUUCUUCCAAUGUCUACCAAGCGAUUUUAGAGCACUUAGGCAAAAACUGUGUCAAAGUGGAUCACUUCCGGAACAACGCCUAACGAUCGUAUGUGCCGCCAACAAAGAUGGUUCAGAAAAACUUCCCCUGCUGGUGAUUGGAAACGACAACUGCUUUUCGCACAUGGAAUCAAUCAUCUACCGAAGCAAUCCUAAAUCCUGGAUAACUUGGUAUCUGUUCAGAGACUGGAUUAUGGAGUUAGAUAGAAGGUUUGCCGAGCAGCAACGGAAAGUGCUACUGUUUGUCAAAGAAUGCACCGUGUAUCCCAAAGCGUUGCAGGCAGUUUUAAAAGCCAUUAACCUACAGUUUCUACCAAUGAAAGAUCCUCCAUUGCAGCAGCCUCUUGAAAUUGGUGUUAUUCAAAUUUUAAAGAAGCACUAUCGCAUCGAGCUUUUAAAACACACCUCACAACAUACCGGAACAGAAAUGAUAUGCUCGAAUGUGGCUGUGCCGUGUGGCGAAAUGUUGGCAUGCGCUUGGUAUACGCGAGUAAGGCGUAGCACUAUACAAACAUGUUUCAAAAAUGCAAACUACCCCAUGAACGAUGUGGAUGCUUUUGAGUCAAACAUUGCCGAUUGUAUUGUUGACGCACAUGAAAAGCAGUAUGAAUCUGCUGAAUGGUUUUUUGACUACAACAAAGUGGAUCAACACUUAAUAACAUACGGAAGAAUGAGCGAUGCCGACAUUCUCGACUGCGCCCAGGCACAUAAAACGGAUAAUAUCGUUACGUGUCCAGUAGAAGAGGAAGCUGAAGAUGUUAGCAUUGAAGGGUCCGACCACGAUGAGGCAAUGAAUGAAAGAUCUGAGCAUACCGCGGACGAUGAUUCUAAAUCAGAAAGUGAAACACGUUAUCAACAAUUUCAAGGCCAAUAUCAAGAAUCAGACUUCGAGAACACGCAGCUUGACAGUACACUUAAAAAUGGAGCAAUUCAGACAACUGUUGAUUCUGAUAGACAGUACAACGUACGAGACGUUUUCUUUGUCUCUGAAACCGACCUGUUAUUCAAAAGUUUGAAAACAAACACACAAGAACUGGAAGAAAACGGGUGCUUGGAUGGAUCGCUUCUAGAACAAUGCCUAACAAUCAUGUGUGCUGCCAACAUGAAUGGGACAGAGAAACUUCCACUACUGGUGAUUGGAAACGAUAACCUGUCAGCCGAAGGUGGUCCGAACGCAUUGUACCGAAUCAAUGCCGAGGCCCGUUCGAAUACUGAACUGCUUCGAGAAUGGAUAAUGUUAUUGGACAGAAAAUUUGUCGCAGAUCAUCGGAAUGUGCUACUGUUCGUAGAGGAACGUGAUGCACAUUUAAUAUCGAUGCAACAUGAGCUGGAGGCAAUCUUUUUACAUAUGUUUUAUUCAAAUUCGUCACUGCUUCCACCUCUACGAGUGGGUGUUAUUCAACAUUUCAAACAAUAUUAUCGACAAGAGUUGUUUAAGCAUCACCCUACAGAAUUCGCCGAAAAAGUGGACUCUUUGGACAUUACAAUAGUAGAAGGACUGAAUAUUGUUGCCCAGUCGUGGGAAGUAGCAGUAACGCCGGAAUUGAUUCAGUCAUGUUUCGUACAGGCUGGGUUUCCCGUAUGCGAUCUAGUUCGUGUGUGCAGUGUUACAACGCCCUGCUCGACAGAAGCAAUAGAAAUGGAAAUUAUUGACGAAUCAGCAGUCUAUCAAUGGCCCGGCGAGUCUGCAGAAGCUAACAAUGUGUUGUGCAACGUACCAAUGAGUGGUCAUACGACAUUAGAAUACAAUUCAAAACUGCACAACAAAACAGAGAGUCCAAAUUUAGAGUACUCGGGGUCUUGUAGUAUUCCCGAGCAGCCAGCUUUCAGCACACUCUCUAGUCAGCUAAGGAUGUUUAUCAAAGCCAGAAACAAAAGUCCGGAACUAUCAGAUGCCAAAAGACUCAAAACUGAUGCAUUACUGCAGGAAUCUUUUAGAAAGAUCGAAAACGAUAUGGAAUACUGUCACGACCCUCUGGAGGAUGUCCUUGACAGUAACAAUGCAUCCCCUGAAUGUUAUCCAGAAAUUUCUGUCCAACCGUGCAAAAUGGAGGCCCUUGAACGAACAGUUGAUCUGUUUAUUAAGAAUCAAAGACUUUGA
Messenger RNA from Anopheles bellator, 2358 nucleotides. RefSeq lists its product as uncharacterized. Gene Ontology annotation, molecular function: DNA binding. Gene Ontology annotation, cellular component: nucleus. The transcript is spliced from 4 exons. The record is from RefSeq and is a predicted model, not a curated record. NCBI's taxonomy places the organism in Eukaryota, Metazoa, Arthropoda, Insecta, Diptera, Culicidae. Bases 1 to 2358 code for a protein of 785 amino acids.